Parnassius mnemosyne (clouded apollo) is the source of this 4087-nucleotide messenger RNA. The record is from the annotation of a GenBank genome assembly. NCBI's taxonomy places the organism in Eukaryota, Metazoa, Arthropoda, Insecta, Lepidoptera, Papilionidae.
UUUGUCAGUUGGACUGUCAUUUGUAACAUUUCUAUGAACAUGAAAUGGAAAUUAAAAUUUUAAUUUUCAUAUUUGAUUAAUUAUAUUUUUGUAAUUAGCUAAUUUUAUUUAUUUAUUAAAUUUUUACAUAAUUUGUUUCAAUUUCCAUUACACUAUUUUCUAUUCUCUAAUACUCGUACGACGCACGCGCAGAACUCCCAUCGCCCAAAAUCUCCCAGCGCCAUAUUGAGAGAGGCGGACGUUGUAUGACUCGAGUGAUUAAAAUCGUGGUUAGUGCAAUAAAUUGAAGUGGAAAACUUGAUCGUGCCCUAUGGAUAUAUAUUUGGGAGUGGUGUGCCUCGGUUGAAAGGCCUGCCGAAAGGACAGGGCUCCCCGCGCGAGGACGGUCCGCGGCCCUCCGCUCUGAGGAAACAUGGACUGCUGCAUAUCAGAAGAAGCCAAAGAACAAAAAAGAAUCAACCAGGAGAUAGAGCGGCAACUCCGAAAGGACAAACGCGAUGCCAGAAGAGAACUCAAACUGCUGUUGCUUGGCACUGGCGAGUCAGGCAAGUCAACAUUCAUCAAGCAGAUGAGAAUUAUCCACGGGUCAGGCUACAGCGACGAUGACAAACGCGGUUUCAUCAAGCUCGUCUAUCAGAACAUCUUCAUGGCUAUGCAGAGUAUGAUACGCGCUAUGGAUCUACUCAAAAUACAAUACGGAAAUCCGUCCAAUGUAGAAAAGGCGGAGUUGAUAUCAUCAAUCGACUUUGAAAGCGUUACAACGUUUGAGAGUCCUUAUGUUGAGGCUAUAAAGGCCCUUUGGGCUGAUUCGGGAAUCCAAGAGUGCUACGAUCGCAGGCGAGAAUACCAACUGACUGACUCAGCCAAAUACUACUUGCAGGAAAUUGACCGCGUCGCGGCACCAAAUUACUUACCUACCGAACAAGACAUUCUACGCGUGAGAGUACCCACAACGGGAAUCAUUGAGUACCCAUUUGACUUGGAAGAGAUUCGAUUUAGCUAUUUAAGCGAUCUCGAAAGGAUCGAGAGCGCCGACUAUCUGCCAACAGAACAGGAUAUCCUGCGCGCUCGCCAGCCAACAACUGGUAUACUUGAGUAUCCAUUCGAUCUUGAUGGAAUCAUAUUUAGGAUGGUGGACGUCGGGGGCCAAAGAUCCGAGAGAAGGAAGUGGAUUCAUUGUUUUGAAAAUGUCACGUCUAUCAUAUUCUUAGUAGCUCUUAGUGAAUAUGAUCAAAUUUUAUUCGAAUCCGAGAAUGAGAACCGAAUGGAAGAAUCGAAGGCGCUAUUCAAAACUAUUAUCACUUACCCAUGGUUCCAGCACUCGUCAGUAAUCUUGUUCCUGAACAAAAAGGAUUUGCUCGAGGAGAAGAUCAUGUAUUCACAUCUGGUCGACUAUUUUCCCGAAUACGACGGUCCACAACGCGACGCCAGCACCGCGCGCGAGUUUAUCCUACGGAUGUUUGUCGAUCUCAAUCCAGACGCUGAGAAAAUUAUCUACUCGCACUUCACUUGUGCGACAGAUACUGAAAACAUCCGGUUUGUGUUCGCCGCAGUCAAAGACACAAUCUUGCAGUCCAACCUGAAGGAGUACAACCUCGUGUAAGCGAUGCUGACGUGUUCGCUGACACAAAUCUGUGAUUGUGUAUAACAUAAUGUAAUUCGAACAUCAUCACUUCACAACAAAGUGUAAAUUCAAGAACUGAGAUCGGAUGGACAAACCUAUUCGUCUUAAAAUGAUUUAUGAGAAAGUAAGGUUAGAUUGUAAGUCAUUUAACCCGAAACCGACUCGAAUAGGGUGCGGUAUACCGCUGCACUCCGUCGGACAACAUUCGUUCUCGAUCCGAACGGAUCGCUUCACGACACGUCAGGUUUUUUGACAUGUUUUUUUAUGAAGAAGUUAUUCACAACUUAUGUAUGUGUCUGUAUCGGUGAAUAUUAAAUUGUGCAUUUUAAAAGUUGUGGUGAGUCCUUGGCCUUACCAUGAGCUGCUUUUAGUCAUUGUUUUAGGAUUUUGUAAAGUUUGUUGCCAUAAUAUCUUUCUACAUUUAGUAUACAUUUAUGUCCAGACGGAUGGAUUUGAACAAACUAGUCCAAUGAACUUACGCGUGUUUCACGUCAUCCUUGUGGGUCGAAAUGGGACUUUCAGUUUAAUCAAUCGGGAUGCUUCCGUGUUAACUAUUACGUAUUUAUUUAAAUUAUGAGAUGUUUGGUGGCAGUUGCGUUCGGUCCUUAAAGUAAAGAUGCACUGAAGAGAUGGCUAAGGUAUUUCACGGGUACUACUUCGGUUCGGGGCCAAUAUAUACGUCCGUAGUAUAUAAAAAUAUCUAGAUCUGUCAACCACAGUAUUUGUGUUUGAAGCAUCGAGAACGCAUUUUGUAUGCUUGGAGUCUAUCAUUUAAGUAGUUAAAUAUUUUUGUCAAUGAUUUAUUGUUCAUGUAAACAAAUGGUACUGGCAAAAUAAAUAAAAAAUGUACUUCUACCUAAUAGAUCAACAAGAAACUUUAGAAUUAUGGUAUUUUUAGUUAGAAAACAAUAUCUGUAGCUACAUUUACAUAUUCCCCAUACUAUAAAAAAUUUAGCACUGCCUUGUCCGAACCUCGGCCAUCUCUUCAUUGUUCGAAUUCAACACUAACGUUUGUUCUAUUAGCUUGAAAGAUUUAUUGUAUUUUAAUAAUAUUGCGUUACUUUUGUACAUUGGAAUUUUGUUACUUGAUAUGUGUUAUAUGUUAUUAUUUAAGCUGUUUAUAUUUAACUAUGGCGUUUUUCUAAACGAAUUGACUUCACGCAAAAUGUUUUUACGUUUAACUGUAGGCUUUAUGUACGCAGUUGUCUGGUGUAUUUCGUUUCUUCCUAACGUUAUCCGUGUACGAGAAUUUCAUUCAGCAGUAUAUCCAGCAAAGUUUACUGUGUUAGUUGUGUAAGGACAUUUUUGAUGCAUUUGAUAUAAACUUUUUUUACUAGAAACCCAAGGGAUUCAAUAAUGCGGAAUGUUGAUUGUAAAAACCGAUACCGAAGUUUUUUGCACAAAAGCUUUUACCACUGGAAUGUAAUAUAUUGUACAUUUGGGUCUAAAUGUGCUGAGUGAAUUGAGCCGACAGCUCAAUGCCAAGUUUUGCUAUUGGCAUAAAUUAUUGCACAAAUAUACACGUCCCUCAAUAUUUUAGAGAUUUUUUAUUAUGCUAUGCUUAAUUUAGUGUGUUGCUUCGUGUUAUUAUUUAAUUAUUUUAUGUAUAGUAAGAAACAAAGUUUCUAUUAUAAAGAGAUAACUUAUUAUUGUAUUAACUUAUUUGUUGUUGUGACUUGAUUUUUCUAUUUACCGUUUAAGCGUUACAAUUUCGAGAAUUAAGCAUACCAUAACAGUCGACACUGUCAAUAGCAAAACUAUUUGCUUUAAAUUAAGAUACAGCUGUCUCAAAUGCUCAAAAUAUGGUGAAUUUGAAACUUAGCGCACAAUAUUGGAAUAUUUCUAUUGAUGUUACCCAUUAAAGUGCAAUCUGUGUAUGCCCUGUACAUAGAACUGUAUUUCAUUUGUGCAAUUGUACAGCAAUAUUGAUUGAUUUGGAGCCCGGCGUGCGCACUUCCGUUCGACAGCGGCGCGCUGCGACUCGGCGGCCGAUCGUAUCGCAUAGCGUUUAGAGACACCUACAAGGGAUAAUAUCUCUUGUUUGCCAAAGCGAAUAUGUUAAAUGCCUUCAUAACUAAUAGUAAUGUACAGACUGAUCUUAUAGUUUUCUUUUCCAUAUUUUAAAGGGUGUAAGUAAGGGGAACCACUCGUUAGCACCGCUAUGUGGACUGUACGUGUACCGUAUAGACGCGGUCGUUCGCCGGUCGACGCACGCGUACGCCGUGGAUUCGUAACUUCCAUACGAAUGGACUGAAUUUUCGUGUAACUGGGUGUGAUUCUUACCUGAUUUUUUUACGGUGGGCGAUGACUACAUAAAAUAUUGCUAAAACUAUAUUAUAGUCUAACGUUGCUUUACCUUUUGCGUGAGAUUGUGAGAAUUUUAGCUUAAGUUUCGACUGAAGAUGGAUGCCUGUAUGUAAUAUUGUAAAUUAUAAUUUCUCAUAAAAUAUAAUUUUUUUCAGC